Molecule: messenger RNA, 441 nt
Organism: Ananas comosus (pineapple)
Lineage: Eukaryota; Viridiplantae; Streptophyta; Magnoliopsida; Poales; Bromeliaceae
Product: GPI-anchored protein LLG1-like
Exons: 2
Coding region: 1-441 (146 amino acids)
Source: RefSeq, a predicted model, not a curated record
AUGAUUAUACUGCCAGCUAUUCGGUAUUAUAUUGAAGUCGAAUUGGGUAAAAUUGAGACUGUUGGAAUGAUUCUUCGCAGCAGUUUCCGUUGCUCUAUGAGCUUUGAGUUCCUGAACUACACAAUCAUCACGAGCAAAUGCAAGGGGCCGCAAUACCCUGCUUCCCUCUGCUGCUCUGCUUUCUUGGAAUUCGCAUGCCCGUAUGCAGAUUAUUUGAAUGAUGCCACUACUGACUGCGCAUCAUCAAUGUUCUCUUACAUCAACCUAAAUGGCAGGUACCCUCCAGGCCUAUUUGCUAGUGAGUGCCAAGGAGGAAAGGAAGGGCUUGCGUGCCCCCCUUCUUCCUCGCCCGACGCUGCCGAUGCUCCGCAUUCAGCUCAAAGACUUACUAUAGCUUUGAUUGCUUCUAUGUGUGCGAUUCUUGUUGCCAUCCUAUUCUAG